Molecule: messenger RNA, 1089 nt
Organism: Lachancea dasiensis
Lineage: Eukaryota; Fungi; Ascomycota; Saccharomycetes; Saccharomycetales; Saccharomycetaceae
Source: the annotation of a GenBank genome assembly
AUGAUUAUAUAUGAUGGCGAGAAAUACUCUUGCGUGUCAUGCAUCCGUGGUCAUAGGUCUACAACGUGCAGGCACAGUAGUCGAAUGCUGGUUAAAGUACGAACCAAGGGCCGACCAUCCGCUAAGACCGCGCGCCAAGUCAUCUUUGUCGAUGCAAGCUCCCAGGUGCUGCAAGCGGAGGAGGCACCUUCGAGUUGCUGUGCACCAUUACGGGCACCUCGCUCAUGCUCCAAAAUGAACAAACAACCGAUUUUAUUCCUGCGCGCACGCAGCACACAACAAGCGUUUCUGGUAGACGGCGCCCUCAAGAUUGUUAUAGAAGAUACGAGUGGCACAUCUGAUACUGCGACAAGGCUCGUCUCUGAAAAAGACUAUCUGAAGCAUCAUCUUAAAUUAGAAACUUCGCAAAGCAUCGCGGAGGCCGUGAGUCCACCAAAACUCGAAAGUUUAAUCCAAGGUUCUUACGGAAAUCCCCUGGAAUCAGGAGUUUCCACAUUUUCUACAAAUGAUACAGAUGUGGUAGAUGCCGCAGAAAUUCAUGACGACUCACUUGUGGAACUUUUCACACACAAGGGAGUAUACCUGAGCUCGCAGUGUAACUGUGAAGACGACAAUUGCCCGUGUGUCAACUGUUUGAUCCACAGAAAAGAUGACGAACUUGAAAGUUACGUUAAGGGAAGUGGAGUGCCUUUGUCAAAUGUGGGGAAUGGUCGUCUCAGCUAUCCGCACGAUGAGAAUUCAUCCCACGACAUUAUUUUUAAGCAAGAGCCGCACAACUGCGAUUCGGACCAGUGUUCUUUGCAUCCACCAGACAUCAUUCCAUUCAAUAAUAUAUUUCUUUAUGGCUUGGUGAACCUGCCUUUGAAUCAAAAAAGCGUCAUUAAAUAUAAGCACAAGCUGAUUCCGUCGAAUUUUUGGUGGCAGUUAUUGAAAGAAGAACUCCCGUUCAUGGCCCAUGAUCAACGUGCGAAGUUUGAUCUCGUACAAUGGUUUGAAAAUACUAUUGCAUCCUUUGACUUACAAAUUCCUGAGGCGGGUUACGCUAACUUGGGGGACAAUCAGUCCAUGGGGCUUCUUUCAAACGCUUAA